AGAUAAAAAAAACAACACAAACACUAUAAAUUAAACACAAACGUAAAAGAAAGAAAGAAGAGAAAGGGGAAAUGAAAUAGAGAAGGAAAAGGGAAAGAGAAGAAAGACCACAACACCUCGCAAAUUCGGAGAGCCUUUCAUUUCAACAUUGCUAUCGCGCUAUUCACAUUUCGCUCUUUCCUUUCCUCUUUCUCUCCGUUAUUCAUUUCCAUUCCGUUACAAUAAUCCGAAUCAACCAAUUCUCAUUACUCUAACUCUUCUUUUUCAAUUAUCAUCAAUAAUCGCGUUAAUCUUUGUAGUUGAUUUUAGGUUUUGAUUCAUAAUUCGAAAAAAUGAGCGUGAUUUCGCGAAACAUUUGGCCUGUUUGCGGGAGUUUGUGUUGUUUUUGUCCUGCAUUGCGAGAGAGAUCGCGACAUCCGAUUAAACGUUACAAAAAAUUGCUAGCUGAUAUCUUUCCUCGCACGCAGGAAGAAGAACCUAAUGAUCGUAAGAUCAGCAAAUUAUGCGAGUAUGCAUCCAAAAAUCCUCUUCGUGUUCCUAAGAUAACCAGCUAUCUUGAGCAAAGGUGUUAUAAGGAAUUGAGGAAUGAGAAUUAUCAAGCUGUCAAAGUUGUGAUUUGUAUUUAUAGGAAGUUGUUGGUUUCUUGUAGAGAUCAAAUGCCUUUGUUUGCAAGUAGCUUGCUUAGCAUCAUACAAAUUCUUCUUGAUCAAACACGGCACGACGAAGUGCAGAUUUUAGGAUGCCAAACCUUGUUUGACUUUGUGAACAAUCAGAGGGAUGGUACUUAUAUGUUUAAUUUAGACGGGUUCAUUUUAAAACUGUGCCAUCUAGCUCAACAAAUGGGAGAUGAUGCAAAAAUUCAGCAUUUGCGAGCUUCUGGGCUUCAAGUCCUUUCAGCAAUGGUUUGGUUCAUGGGUGAGUUCACUCAUAUUUCAGUUGAAUUUGACAAUGUUGUUUCGGUUGUUUUGGAAAACUAUGGGGAGAUCAAGCAAGAUUCUCAAAAUGAGAAUUCCACUAGGCUUUAUUCAUGGAAAGUGGUAGUGAAUGCCAAAGGAGAAGUCAAUGUGCCUAUGGAAGAUGCUGUGAAUCCUGGAUUUUGGUCGCGAGUUUGCAUACAAAAUAUGGCUAAGUUAGCCAAGGAAGGUACCACUGUACGGCGUGUUCUGGAAUCCCUUUUCCGCUAUUUUGAUAAUGCCAAUCUCUGGUCUCCAGAUCACGGGCUUGCUCUAUCUGUCUUGCUAGACAUGCAGUCUAUAAUUGAAAAUGCUGGACAGAAUACACACUUGUUGCUGUCCAUUUUAGUUAAGCACCUUGAUCAUAAGAAUGUCUUAAAGAAUCCUAAUAUGCAGCUUGAUAUCGUUGGUGUUAUUACCCAUCUUGCUCAACAAACAAGAGUUCAGCAAUCUGUGGCUAUAAUCGGUGCAUUGAGUGAUAUGAUGAGACACCUGCGAAAAAGUAUACACUGCUCUAUUGAUGAUUCAAACUUAGGGGCUGAAGUAAUACAAUGGAACCAAAAGUACAGAAUGGAAGUAGAUGAAUGCCUUGUACAACUAACAAUUAAGAUUUCAGACGCAGGCCCUGUUCUUGAUACCAUGGCUGUGUUGUUGGAAAACAUGUCUAAUAUUACAGUUAUGGCCAGAACCUUGAUUGCCGCAGUUUAUAGAACUUCUCAAAUAGUUGCUUCUAUACCCAAUUUGUCAUAUCAGAACAAGGCAUUCCCUGAGGCAUUAUUUCAUCAGUUACUCCUGGCAAUGGUCCAUGCAGACCAUGAAACCAGAGUGGGUGCACACCGCAUAUUUUCUGUUGUUCUUGUGCCAUCGUCAGUUUGUCCUCAACCUUCUUCUUCAAAUCCCCCCUUGCCCAAGACAGCUGAUAUUCAGAGAAUGCUCUCGAGAAAUGUCUCCGUAUUUUCUUCUUCAGCUGCACUCUUUGAGAAAUUGGAGAAGAAGCAACUUUCCCCACAAGAAGAUAGUCAGUCAGAUAGAAAGAGCAAUGAUAGCUCCGUUCUGAACAGAUUGAAGUCAAGUUAUAGUCGGACCACUAGUUCAAGAAAAUCGGCUAUGACCAUAAGUGAAUCUUCAAGGGUUAAUAACCCUUCUAUGAUAAAUAGAUUGAAGUCAAGUUACAGCCGGGUAACUAGUGUGAAGAGGCCUCAAUUGCCUGUAACUGUUGAAGAAAGUGCUGCAAAUAGCUCCAAUAACCAACAGGUAUUGCCGAUUAGGCUGAGUACUCAUCAGAUUACCCUUUUACUAUCAUCAAUCUGGGUCCAGUCUAUCUAUCCCCUGAAUACACCUGGAAAUUUUGAAGCAAUUGCCCAUACCUACAGCCUUGUCCUGCUAGUUGCUCGGAGUAAGAAUUCUUCUCAUGAGGCUCUAGUUCAAAGUUUCCAGUUGGCAUUUUCCUUGAGGAACAUUUCUCUUAAUGAAAACGUUAAACUGCAAGCAUCACGCCGCAGGUCUCUCUUUACACUAGCAACAUCCAUGAUUAUCUUCACAUCCAAGGCCUACAACAUCCUCUCUCUCAUAUCUAUUGCAAAAACGACAUUGACAGAUAAAACUGUUGAUCCUUUCCUUCAACUGGUUAAUGACAGCAAGUUACAAGCUACGGUUGAUACAUCUGGCCAGCCAAGUAAAGUUUAUGGAUCAAAAGAGGAUGAUGAAGAUGCGUUAAAGUCACUUUCAUCGAUAAAACUAACUGAAAGCCAGUCAAAUGAAUCAUUUGUUACUAUGAUAUUGCAGAAUCUAGAAGAACCUUUAAAUGAAGCAUCCGAGUUAAAAGAACGGCUGCUUAAUAACUUUUCACCAGAUGAUGCUUGUCCGUUAGGAGUCCAGUUAUCUCUUGAUACAACAGGAAACAUUAACCAGUCUGGACUAAAGGAUGAUAAACAUUCUGAUAUGGUUGAUAUUCCAUUAUUUACUAUUGAUGAUGACAUUCCAGCUUGUGGUUUGGAAAGCCAAGCUAAUGCUGAUGCACAACAACAGCCUUCGGAAAAUCUAAGCCUGAUUAGUGUUGAUGACAUUUUGGGUUCAGUUUCUGAGACAACACAUCAUGUAGGAAGGAUUUCUGUUUCAACACCUUCUAACAUGCCAUACAAAGAAAUGGCUCUCCAUUGUGAGGCCCUCCUCGCGGGAAAGCAACAAAAGAUUUCCACUUUCAUGGGUGCCAAUCCAUUACAUGGCUACUCAUUCAGGAUUCUCGCUCCUCCUGAUUACAACCAUGAAAAGGACGAACCCACAAAUUCCAAUGUUCAACAGAGUUUACCUUUGAAUGGAAAUCCAUUCUUGGAUUCACCCAGCACAUUGCCAGAGACUGCUCCAAGGCUUUGUGCCACAUCAUAUCAGCAACAGGAUGCCUUCUUUCAACUGCCAGCAUCACGCCCAUAUGACAAUUUCUUGAAGGCUGCUGGUUGCUGAUUAAUGAUAGAUAGGAUGGCGAUUCUCAUAUAGUUAAGCUUCUUGAUAAAACUGUCUCAUAUUAGUGAUAUACAAGAAUAUCCUUGGAAAAGUUACACUAGCAGCUUUCUUGACAAGGGAUUGGCAACGGUAAUUUAUGAUUGGAGCAGUGUGUUGUUAAGGGGCAAAAAUCAUCAAUCAGAUAGUUAGCUGAAUAAUGUCCCUUGUGCAUUGAUUUUCUUCCAGCAAGGAGGUGUAUCUUUUAUCAGCUUCCUUGCAUUUUUUCAGAGAUAUAUGGUGCAUAGGUUACAGGUCAUAUGAAUGUGUACAUCUCAUUAUUUCAUUCUUUUUUUCCCUUCUAAUCUUUAUUUUCCUUCAACUUCUCAUUCCAUUUUAGGCAGUGAGAAAUUUGUAAAAAUGUAGAGAAUUUUUUUAUAAUAUAUUUUAAAGUUAUAUUAAUAUAA
This is a messenger RNA of Lathyrus oleraceus (garden pea), 3856 nucleotides long. Its product is annotated as protein SEMI-ROLLED LEAF 2. The transcript has 19 exons. The coding region runs from base 333 to 3413 and encodes 1026 amino acids. The record is from RefSeq and is a predicted model, not a curated record. Lineage: Eukaryota; Viridiplantae; Streptophyta; Magnoliopsida; Fabales; Fabaceae.